Messenger RNA from Brassica napus (rape), 980 nucleotides. Its product is annotated as phylloplanin-like. The transcript has 2 exons. Bases 203 to 760 code for a protein of 185 amino acids. The record is from RefSeq and is a predicted model, not a curated record. Lineage: Eukaryota; Viridiplantae; Streptophyta; Magnoliopsida; Brassicales; Brassicaceae.
UCACAAUGAAACCUUUAUUCAACUUUAAAUACAUGAAAGCAAAGUAAGUAGGAAGGGCGAGAUCUAUGAAACUUGAUCUAUAAAUAGAGCUGCAAGGGAAAGACAUUUCAUCACAUCCAAAACCAAUUACAACACAGAGAAAACGUUUACUGAUCUCUGCUCUAUAGUUCCAUAUACAUUUUUCUUUUGUAACCCUAAAAACAUGGCAAUGCUCAGGAACAAAAACAUAACCUUCUCAUUGGUCUUGAUGUGUCUCAUUGUGGCGUCUCCAAUUGCUAAUGCUCAGCUUGGUGGUCUAGGUGGUGGGCUUGGUGGUCUAGGUGGGCUUCUUGGCGGGCUUACUAGUAUCUUUAAUAUCCAAGGCCUUCUCAUGUGCUCUGUCACUGGCACCGUCUCUACCAAUAACACGACUGCCGUUCCUCCUUUCCCUAGUAAAUUUUCUAUUCUCACACUCUCUCUUUCGAUCAACUAUGCCAAAAUAAAAACAACAGAUUUGUUUAAUGCUGGGCAAAAUGUUUCAAGUACGACUACGAACGCUUAUGGAGUAUUCUCGAUUCCUACUAUUGGACUUCCCUUUUCGCCUUCAACACUCCUCUCCUCCGGUUGUAGGCUCGUCGUCACGACCCCUCUCACCGCCUGUAACGUCAGCCUCCCUGCGGCCGGACUCCUCAUGGCACCUUUAUCUCUAGUCGGAAUCGCUGCCGGCGACGGCCUUAACAUCUUCAGCCUCGUCCCAAGUGUCUUUGGCCUCGUCGGUUAACUGAUUCCAAUCAACCGAGUAUGCUUUAUGUUUGAUCACGGCGUGUUUCCCAAUUUCUGUUUGUUUUAUGUUUUGUGUCAUGACCAAUAACGUUUGCUUGCGUAUGCAUGAAUAAGUGUUAGAGCAAGUUUGGUCCGAGAAUGAAGGAGCAGUUUGGUUUAUUAAGUAUUUGUUUGAAUUAAGUCACUUGUUAGUCACGUCCUAGUCUAGUGGGGUUAGU